GAGCUAUGGGGACAACGGAGAAGUCUGGGGGAGGUUGCUGGGAGUGCUCAUUGUCAGCUGUUCAGGCCCAUUGGUCGCCAUCUUGAAAACUUGCCAUCUUUUAUUCUGGUACAGGGCAUCAAAUCCAGGGGUGGUCUACUACUGAGCUACGUCUCCAGCACUGCACCCCUUCCCUUAAAUUUUGAGACAGAGCAGCUGUCUAAAUUUCCCAGGCUGGUCUCAAACUUUCUACCCUCCUGCCUCAGCGUCCAGAGUAGCUAGAAUUACAGGUGUGUGGCACUGUGUCUGGUAAAACUCUUAGUGGAGCCUUCCAUGCUACCCUACCCUGCCACCUCCAGGGGAGCUGGCAGAGCCAAGCUGUAGUUGACUUUUCUGAAAGUGCUACAUGGGGGCAAUGUGGAAAGGCUCUGAAGGAUGUGCCAGGCUUCUGGGGGUUGUUUACAAAGACUCCAACAAGACAGAGCUGGAAUCAAGGUUUUCAUGAACAAAUUACUGUAUGGAGAGCUUUUCUCCCAUCUCAAAUGGCAUCCUUCAAACGCCCACAGGGAAUGGACGAGAAGCACCAGGAUGGGUGCUUGGUGCUCCGGAGAGCAUCUCAUAUCUUCCAGAACUUUCCAAAUGAGCACCUGGCGUCUUCAUUUAUUCUCUGAAUGCACCCUCCUCAGCCCCAGCUGAGGUACCCUUUCCUGUCCUUCAAGUACAAAGCUGUUGGGAAACAGCAAUAUUCCUCAAAGCAAUAAAAUAUUUGUUAAAGACAUUUCACAGGAAAACAAGGUAAAAGACCAGGUUAUGCACGGCUAGCUCAACUUUUUGUGGUCAUCUCCUUACAGAAAGAGAACUUUGUACUUCUUACAUAGUUUAGGAGUAACAGGCAUUGUAUGACCUUUAAAGAAAAUUGAUUCCGCACAAAGCUCACCCUACCAGCUUCAGUUCCUCAAUCAGCAGUUGAGGAAGGUCCUUCCCCGCCAGCAUCUUUUUAUGUGACAUUUGACAAAAAUUCCAAUUCUUAAUAUGAGAGUGAGUCUAACCAAAUUUUAAAAUCUUACUGAGUGAAUUUUCUCUUUUAUUUGGCAGUCCUGACUGCAUCUAUUUUCAUAGUUGACAGAAUUCAAGAAAUUUGAAUUAGUGUUUCUUCUUCUAAAUGAGACAAAGGCUUUGUCACGUGGGGUCUUUUUGAAUGAACUGGGGCAGGACACUUUUCAGUGGUGACAUUUUUAUCCAGACUCCACAAAAAACAAAUACAGUAAUUACAUUUUAUCAUAGAAUGCAUUCUAAUUUAAUGUUUCCACCCCAAAAGCCCAAUUUAAAAUCAGGAACAUCUUAUGCAAGGAAACUAAUUGUGUCUUAAAAUUUGUUAAUGCAGAUAUGACUAGGAAUGCAAAAAGAAAACUAAGUAGGGAAAUGACACUUGGCAUAGGAAAUCUGGCUCAAGUUGGACUGAAAGAGUCCUCACCAAUCCCCUCUACGUAUAAGCACAGGAAACAGCGUCAUGAAUAUUAAGUUCUUUCUGCUUGGGUUCCAAUCUAACAGCUUCAUCAGCCUUUGGUGACCUGACUGAUGACCAAAUGAGAUUCCAGUAAUUCAUUUCUGCACUAUGACUGCCCUCCAGAGGUUUAUCUCUGGGAUCAUCUCCGACUGAGAAUCCUUACAGGCAGCUGACUUCCGAGGGAUGAAAUCCAUGUGGUAUCUGCUGCUCUCCUUGGUCACCAUUGGCCAGCUCCUAAAGGUAGACUGUCUGCAGACCAUGCUGCCACCCCUCAGUUUGGUUCCCGUGUCCCCCUCAAGAUCCAGGACUGGCCAUGGAUCACCUUCAGGUCUCCCGAGUCUCCCUCUGGCUUGUCCGGACUCUCCCUUGGGCUCGAGUUGCUUGCAGUUCUUCUACCUCUCACCAACUCUUCAGUCUUCUGGACUCCAGUCUCUGCCAGCCAUGUUAAUGUUGCUCUUUUCCAGAGUUUGCUCCUUGAUUGCUUUCCUACGCUACAAGUAAUUUCCUACAGACCCACAAGCUCCCUCCAUGCUUGGCAGGGACUGUCCUGAUUUAACACUGCACGUCCUGCGUCUCCCUAGGAGUCCUCUCAGUCCUGGACUGACCUGAACAAAUGGUCACCCUGGCUUCAUCCCAGGUAGCAAAUGGGGGCCACACGGAGGAGCCCUGACGCUGAGCCUUCCCGAGUGCAGGCUGGGAAGUGACCUCAAACCUGUGUGUGGUGGGAUCCGGGCCGGGGCCCUGGAUCUUGCUGACCACCUUGCUUCCAGAGGCUGGCUUUUCCCUGGCUUGUCGGGCCUUUGUCUACCUUUCCCUUGGUAUCCAGAGCAGCAGGUUGGGGCUUUCAGCGUGGACUCACUGAAGAGGAAAGAAAGGAUGGGAACUCAAGCGUCCAAGCAGAAUCUUCACGGGGAAAGGUCCCCUGCCCCAUGCUGUGGACUUCCGGUGCUGGCAGAGCCACAGCUUGGAGAGCCAACUCCUGUGCAAUCGAGGGACUGCUGGCGCCAUGGGGACCUUGCACAGCCACAGGCUGACGGCUGCAGGCAGGAGCGCCAGGCUCUGAGUGAUCAGGGUAGGUCAGGACAGGAACAGGAGGCGAGCCCACACAUAGAAGGCUCAGCACCAAGGACUUCCUCCUUUGGCCUGAUAGUUGCAUCUCCAGGGAGCAACGGAGGGGAGUGGCGGCUUCUAGAAGGCUGCAGGCCCCUGGGUGUUUUACUCCUCCCUGCCUUGGCAUUCAGCGUCUUGGAUUGUGGUGCAUGCCAGCACCUGUGAGACCUCCUCCAAGGAGGCUGGGCAUCUUUGAUCCCUGCCGGUGACAAUCAGGGUCCAGAUGCCUUGUGGACAAUCAGGGCACAGGACAGGGGCUCGGGACUUGCCAAGGGGCCAUUCAGGCUCAAUGCCAGGCUGGGGCCUGAGGAAGCCCGUGUGGCAGAUCCUGCAGGUUUGGAGCAGAGGGUGAGACAAGCAGCUACCAUGGGACAUAAGUCUGCUUGAGCCAUCGUCCUUUCCUUCCUCAGUUUCCCCUGCCCUCCUCUCUCCUCUCUUAGCUGACACCUGUUAUGAGUGUUGCUCUUUUCCUGGGGUCUCUCUACUGCAGAGGCCAUAUCGAUGACGAAUGAGGUCUCAGGAUUCCAAGGGCAGGUACUCGGUGGGUGCUCUGAGCCCCCUCGUCCUGCUGACGACUCCGUGUUUCUGUGGCAGAUGCUGCAUUUGCCGUGACCACUGCCAUCUUCAGAGUAGGUGACCAACCAGCAUUUGUUAAUGGACGAACUUGUGACCCCAAUUUCUAGAUGAGGAAGUGGGCUUAGAGAGUCAGAGAAGCAGAGACUCUCCAAGGGCAAGGCCACUGCGGGCCUGCUGGGCUGUCCCCGGGACCAGGUUCCCUCAGCUGACCCAGGACCCCUUUGCUCAGACACCCUGUCACCCCCUUCCUGUCCCGAUCCCUUCCUGUUGUGGCUGUUGUCCUCACCUCAACCUGCCCCCUGCUCCCCGCAUGGACCUACCCAGUGCUGUCCCUGAGCUGCCCCACCCCACUGUGAUGGAUUCUGAGUCACACAAGACCAGUGAUUUCUCUCGUGGGACAGCUUUCUGCAUGACAUCCCUGCACAGUGUGUGUGUGCUCCUGGGGAUGCUGGAGGGGUCCCUGCCCCUGAGCCUCCACUCACCGUUCCCUGGCUUGUCCCCUGCAGGGACAGGCGGGCAGGUUUCCCCUCUGGAGGGGCUGCACAGCUGGAGGCCCCAUGGAGCUGGCGUCAGGAGAGGAUGUGGUGAGUCCCCAGGUGUCGAGGAGCCCUCUUUGGCGAGCUCAGUCAGAAGGGCUUGGUCCCCGCCCUCUUGAAAGAGCUGGUUCCUAAGCAUCCAGGCUGCCGGUUGGUGACACUGGAGGUAUGUGCUCUUGUCCUCUGCUAGGGUCCCCAUCUGGAAGGCAGCAGGAGCCUGCCUGGGCUCCCAAAGCCUCUAGUUUGUCCUAGAUGGUGAUGGGAUGGGCAGGAGCCGGUGGCAGUUCCGGGAGGCCAAGGGGAAUUUUCUGAGAAGUCUCUUCUAUCUGACUGUCCGGUGUUUUGGUGGGGAUGGCUGGGAGGGGCUGGAUGGAGAGUGUCAAGCUGUGGGGUGAGUGCCCGGGCAGGUCCCUGCCUGGCCACCCUGGAGGCCUCAGGUCUUUGAGACUCCCUGGACCACGGGAAGGAGCUGCAUUUAGGGCAGCUGGCCAGACAGUGCACCAAGCCUCUCAGCGCUGGGUGGGUAAAGCCUUCGAGGAGCGGGGCUGAGCUGUGACACUGCUUUCUGCAGGGGGCAGGGGUCCCCACCUGUCCAGGGCCCUGUCUUGAUGUCCAGGCUUGAGCGUCACGUCCUGGUGCAAGGAGCAGGCUUGGAGGCACCCACGGGACCAGUUCCCUGUGACCAGAAUCCGUGGCAGUGAGGCAGAAUAGCUGUCAUGGUCUUGUCAACCUCUUCCCCGAACAAUGGGAGCCAGCGCUCUGGAGGGCCAGGCAGCUCCCGGCCGUCACCCUCGGGCUGCUCCUCAUGCAGGGAGGACCCACGCAGAUGCAUCAGCCAGGCCCACCUCAGGGAAGAACAUGAGCCAGCACAACGCAAGCAGGAACUGCUCGUUCAGAGACGUGGAUGAGCUGAUGCAGACCGUGCAGAUGGCGGUCCACAUCCCCACUUUCCUCCUGGGCCUGCUCCUCAACCUGCUGGCCAUCCGAGGCUUCAGUAGCUUCCUGAAGAAGAGGUGGCCCGACUACGCGGCCACCUCUAUCUACAUGAUCAACCUGGCUGUCUUUGACCUGCUGCUUGUGCUCUCGCUCCCGUUCAAGAUGGCUCUGUCACACGUGCGGCCCCCGUCGUCUGCCUUCUGCACGCUGGUGGAGUGCCUCUACUUCAUCAGCAUGUACGGCAGCGUCUUCACCAUCUGCUGCAUCAGCCUGGACAGGUUCCUGGCCAUCCGGUACCCACUCCUGGCCAGCUACCUCCGCUCCCCUACGAAGACCUUUGGGACCUGCUGCAUCAUCUGGCUCUUGGUGUGGACCGGGAGCAUCCCCGUCUACAGCUUCCAUGGGAAGGUGGAGUACAGGUGCUUCCACAACAUGUCCGACGGCACCUGGAGUGCCAAGGUCUUCUUCCCCCUUGAGGUGUUUGGCUUCCUCCUGCCCAUGGGCAUCAUGGCCUUCUGCUCCUCCAUCAGCAUCCACAUCCUGCUCGGCCUCCGGGACCGCCGCUACCGAGCCUGCAUCUGGACCAUCGCGGCCAGCCUGGCCGUCUUCGUGGUCUCCUUUCUUCCGGUCCACCUGGGUUUCUUCCUUCAGUUCCUGGUCAGGAAUGGCUUUAUCAUGGAGUGCAGAGCAAGGCAGGGCAUCAGCUUGUUCUUGCAGUUGUCUAUGUGUUUCUCCAACAUCAACUGCUGCCUGGAUGUUUUCUGCUACUACUUUGUUAUCAAAGAAUUCCGCGCGGACAUCGUGGCUCGCCGCUUGUCCCGGGUCCAGCUGGUCCGUCAGGACACCAUGAUUACCAGGGGCUGAGGGAGGAAGGAAGUCCCAUCCCCAAGUUCUCCUAAGAGACAUCCUGUUCCAGCUGGUGUCCUUCCCCUUUGCUGCCACUGAACAUCAUCUUUGCUCUUUGUAUCCUAAAGACUUUUCCAACAGUGUCUAGUCAGCUGGAGGUACACCACCCCGCAUUCGGGCUUUGCUGAAGAACCUAAGGGCCGGGUGAAAUCUUCAUUUCUAAGUCCAAAAAAGUAGGAAGCAGAAGACUUGAAAAAAAAAAUGCAUCUGAAAAAGGCUGUUUCUCAACUCUCCCAUCCUUCUGUUUGCUUAGAAGUUUCUGGGAAGACAGAGAGGAGAGAGGAGUUAGGGAAGGAAGAGAUGGAUGGGAGGGAAGGCCAGUCCUGGGAUGGAGGAAACUCGCACUUUCCAGUCCCUUCUCGAGCUCCGCUGGUACCAGUCUCAUGGAGACAAUGACACACAGGGGCUGGGAGAUAUUCAUGCAUAGUCCCAUUUCCUUUGGGCCUCAGAAAGGCUCAGGAGGAAGCCGAUCCCUCCUACACUCGGAGAAGGACACGGAGAGGCUGAGUGUGGCUGUGUAGACCAGCCCAAGGGGGGAAUGUUAGGCACUGAUGGGCCAAUGGGGACAGAGUGCAAAGGCAUUAGUGAUACCCUAGAGCCGCCAGGAUAUCCCUGCGGGAGGAAGGACAUGGGGCUGGAAGUGGACUCUCUCAUUGCCACUGGGGUGUCUAAUACGGGUGUCAGCGCUGGUCUGGAACACACUCAGCUUCCUGUCUUGGACAGAGAGGGAAGUUGUUCCUUAGACCUAGUAUGAAGAUGGAGAGAAAGAAUCAGUCUCGACUAGGGGCAGCCAUAGCAGAUGAAGGAAGUGUUUGUCGUGCUCCCCUCGGUCCUGUUGGGCAGCUGGCACUGGUGGCAAUGCCCAGGAAGCUAUCCCUCUCUGGUGGCUGGCAGGGAGGAACUGAGGGAGCUUGCAACAGACAGUGAGGGGGCUUUGGCAGUUCCAGAAGGGGCACGGUUUGGAUCCCUCCAUGGGCUCCGGUAAUGCUCCUCAGAGGGUGCAGGAGGGGACAGCCUAAAGCCUUCUGACGACUCAGCUGUUCCAGGGUGAAGCGAUUCAAAGGAUAAACUGUGAGGCAGUUUGCAAGAGGGAGGGAGUGGAAUGAGAGAAACCACAGGGGCAGUAUGAACAAGCCUAAGGUCUGUAGGAGGAGAAGUGACCGAGACCAACCUGGAGGAUGAGAGGCUUUGGCUGAGGGCCUGGAGGAGGUACGGCUGUGCGGGGGACCCGCCAUGAGGGGAAAGAGGAAGGUCUAGAUGAAACCUAGGACCUGCCUAAAACGGGGAGGCGGCAGAGGAGGAGGGGGUUGAGAGAUUGCCCUGCUGCUCAGGCUUGAAGGGAGUGGGCGUGCGGUGGGCAGGAAGAGUCCCUGGGAGGGCUGCUUCCUGUCAGACCCCCCCCCAGACUGAGAGCCACUGAAGGAUGGGGUCCCCCAGCACUCCCGUGUGGCAAUAUCCAGUGGCAUUUUAGGUGGCUGGCGGGAAAGGUUAGGGAGAAAGCGGCUCCGGAGGGUAGAAGUGGGUGUGGAGGAUCAUGGGACCAGGACCAGAGCUCCAGACCCGGCACCCACAGCCAGGGCUCUGCAGACCCAGGGGUGAGGCCGUGCCCGCCCUGCUGCCCCAAGCCCCGGACUCCCCUGCCCUGCCUAUGGGGUGCACCAUCCCAGGGCCAUCCUGGACAGAGACACCCACUGUGAGAAGGCCAUAUCAUCACACAGAACAGGGCAUCCGGGGCCGGUUUGGGUGAGACUCUGGUGGAGUUGGGGCCACCCCUUGUCCAGUUUCUCUUUGCCUGGGGGGAGCUGGGAGGCCUCCUCAUGGCGCUGAGCAGUGUCCCUCAUGCAUACUUGGGCCUACCACAUGUGUAGGGCUGGCAGUUCCCCAAGAGCAAAGGCCCAGCAGCCCGAGCAUCCGUCCUCCGUGGCGAUGCUCAGGGCUAAAAUCUCGUCUGUGUAGUGUGACUCCGUCCACAACAAUCAGGGGGCCCUGAGAGCAGAAUCAUCAAACAGGAAGGGAGUCUAGAGCCAUAAACAGUGUAACUGGAAGAGGUUGGUCCUUGGGGGCUCGAACAGCUUGAGCUGGAUGUGGUGACCAUGGGCCCUGGCCCCAUCUCAGUGCAGGGUGGUCCUUCUCUUCCUUCUCGGCAUGGGCACUUUUGCCUGAGGGGCUGUGGGAGGGUCAGGUCCAGUGUUACAGGUGUGUGUGGCUACUCUCCUGGAAGGUCCAGAUGCUGGGCCCAUACCCAGCAGUUGGCUGAGCAGCGCAGGAGGGGACAAGGGCAGGCAGGGUUAGGGUCAGGGCUAGCACUGGGGUGGGGGUAAGGAUGAAGAUGGAUCACAGGGCACCCCCUGCAGCAAAUGCCAGCCAGUGAGUCAGGGAAGCAGGAACACAGCAGUGGAAGAGCCUGAAAUCCCUACUGCUGAAGCCAUGGAGGUUGAAGCUGUCGUUCUGCCAUAAAUGUGACCUCAUUUGUUCUCCCAGCCUGGAAAGCCCCGAGACGUGCCUGCUCUAUGUACAUCCAUGGAACCAGCACAGUGACUGGAAAAGCGAUAUGAUUCAUGUGAUUUACUAAAUAAACAGAUUUGUACAACGCA
Molecule: messenger RNA, 8144 nt
Organism: Heterocephalus glaber (naked mole-rat)
Lineage: Eukaryota; Metazoa; Chordata; Mammalia; Rodentia; Bathyergidae
Source: RefSeq, a predicted model, not a curated record